Messenger RNA from Fomitopsis serialis, 2070 nucleotides. RefSeq names its product Alpha/Beta hydrolase protein. The transcript has 6 exons. The record is from RefSeq and is a predicted model, not a curated record. The coding region runs from base 1 to 2070 and encodes 689 amino acids. NCBI's taxonomy places the organism in Eukaryota, Fungi, Basidiomycota, Agaricomycetes, Polyporales, Fomitopsidaceae.
AUGGCGAAGACGCGGUUCCUUCUCGAGCUCCUGGUUCUGGGGAGCCUGGUGGUGGCACAGAAUACCUCAGUCUCGUCCUAUCCUGAUACCGACGUCGUCAUCGUAUCCAACAAUGACUUGAACCCGUCUAACCCAGAUCGCGCCAGCGCACUCUUCCUGACGAACUCGUUUACGUGUGCAGAGGCAUAUGCAGCUUGCGCGCAAUUGCAGGAGACCUUGCUUCCCUCGCCGAAUAGCACGGGUCUCAACGCGCAGAACCUGUCGGUGGCCCUCACCAGUUGCUCAGUCUUCACCCCGAGCUAUGAUUCCACAGAUGACUACCCGGGUUCUUCUACGCUUUCAACUGCCGACCUCAGCGCACGUCUGCCCGUGCUCUGCACGAACUCCGCACCCCUCACGCGUUCGAAUAUCACCGCGGACACGUCGCGCCAGAUCCAGCUCUCCACCCCUGCAGCGGGUACCCUAGUCGGCUACCGCGACAAGUUCAGCUUCCGGUUCCUGGGUAUCAAGUACGCAGAGCCACCGACUGGGGAAGCGAGGUUCCAGCCUCCGACGCCGGUGCAGGCGUCCCCGUACACGGUGCGCUCGGCGCUCGAGUAUGGCCCCACAUGCGCCCAGCCUCCUGAUGCCGACAAUGGCCAUGAAUGGUACGAUGCCGAGGAUUGUCUGCAAGUCAAUGUAUUCUCGCCGGUUGUCAACUCUGGGACGAACUCAGUGCAGACUGCGCCCAAGCUGCCCGUCAUGUUCUUCAGUGCGUCUCUUUCAGUGGUCUCCUUUGCAGUUCAUGGCGGUGGUCUGAACACAGGUGAUAGUGGUCCGAUCCCCUUCAACGAGACGUCGAGUGGUUAUGUCGGCCCGUCGACCUCGAACAUCUUCGACGGUACCAACCUGGUGUCCUAUGGAGGCGUCGUCCUUGUCACGGUCAACUACCGCUUGACUGCAUUCGGAUGGUUCAACGCCUCGAACGCGGCACUGAGGGACACGCUCUUGGCGUUGCAGUGGGUGCAAGAUAACAUCGAGGCUUUCGGUGGAGACCCCACGCAUGUGCUGAUCUUCGGUGAAUCAGCGGGAGGAGGAAUGACGAGGUACCUGCUCGGGACCAACCCAGCCUACACCGAGGGUCUGUUCAGCGCUGCCAUUCUGGAGUCUGACUGGCCCACUAGCAACCAGUUCUACUCACCCGCUAGGUCCCUCGAGCUGUCUCUAACGCUUGCCAAAGCUCUCGGGUGCGCGGACAACUCGUCCACCGAGUUCAACGAGACCAUGGCGGUUUGCGUCCGUGCUCUUCCCACUAUGGACAUCGUCGCGACCUCGUACGACCUGAACCUCUCAUGGGAGAUCAUUGUCGAUGGUGACCUCGUCCUCACGGAUAUCGCGAGUAGUAUCAAGGAUGGAAACUACGCGCGCGUCCCAACCAUCUGGGCCACGAACGAAUGCGAAUAUUGCUUCUUCAUCCCUGACUCGAUACCCACGAACGCCUCACCAUCUGCCUUCCCGGACAACCUCGACAUAUGGUUCAAUAGCACACAGGUGCAGAAGAUCCUCGACGCCCCGCCGGACCUAUACCCGUACGCGACUGCACCGUCAGGGGGCGACCUAGACGGCACGGUCCUGCAGCUCGCACAGCUCAUAACCGACUGGUACCUGCACUGCCCCAUGCUCUACCUCUCAUCCCUCGCAGAUAACACCACGAACCCGGGGAACAACUACAAAGUGAUGUUCGCCGUCGGCCUCGGGUCCACCAUCACUGCGAAUCCGAGGACAUGCCCCGGGCAGGUGUGCCACGCGGACGAGCUCUACUGGGUGUUCGCCACGGCGGAGACGGACAACCUGUACCAGCCCUUGACGCCGAGCGAGCUUGCAACGACGCAGGAAGUCAUCAAGCGGUGGACGUCCCUCGCGUGGACUGGCAACCCGAACUAUGAAGGCGCGGUGGUCGAGUGGCCGCCGUACACGGGCGACAACGAGGUCAUCAUAAACGCUACCGCGACAGAAACGAUCGAACCGUACCGAGUCGCUCAGUGCGACUUCAUCGAGAACCAGCUUGGGUUGGUUUUCGGACAGUCAUGA